Molecule: messenger RNA, 3374 nt
Organism: Oryza brachyantha (malo sina)
Lineage: Eukaryota; Viridiplantae; Streptophyta; Magnoliopsida; Poales; Poaceae
Product: suppressor of RPS4-RLD 1
Exons: 23
Coding region: 121-3144 (1007 amino acids)
Biological process (GO): negative regulation of DNA-templated transcription
Molecular function (GO): protein binding
Source: RefSeq, a predicted model, not a curated record
GUUACCACGAGAGCGAGACGAACAACGAACAAAUCCAUCCGCGUCGCAAAGUAUUCACAAAUCAAUCCUCGCCUCGCUCCUCCCCGGCGACCGGCCGCCGCCGCCGCCGCCGCCGCCGCGAUGGGCUCGGAGCGCGCGGAGCUGGCGCGGGUGUGCGGGGCCCGCAACUGGUCCAAGGCCAUCCGCAUCCUCGACGCGCUCCUCGCCGGCUCCCCUUCCUCCUCCAUCCACGACCUCUGCAACCGGGCCUUCUGCUACUCCCAGCUCGAGCUCCACAAGCACGUCGUCAAGGAUUGCGACCGCGCGCUCGGCCUCGACCCGGCGCUGCUCCAGGCCUACGUGCUCAAAGGCAAGGCAUUGUUGGCAUUAGGGAAAAGAGAGGAAGCUUUGGCUGUUUGGGAGCAAGGACAUGAGAUUGCUGUUCGUGAUACAAUGGACCUGAAACAAUUGCUUGAGUUGGAAGAAUUAGUUUCUUCUGUUAAAAUCAGUGAGACGAUCGAGUGUGAAGAUCGUGUUGUGGAUGCAUCACCAUGUGAUACCAAAGUUGUUAUAUCAGAAGAUCGUGUUGUCGACACAUCGUUCACCGCAACUACAAUGGCUGAUACAAAAACGGUUGUUUGUGAAGAAAAUAUCGGGAAUUCUGGAGUUAUAUCGAAUGGUGGCAUGAUGUUGGCUAAUGAUAAUAAAGUGGACAGCAAUAAAGAAUGCAGCAGUCCAAAAACAGAUACCACAGAAACACAUCAUACUCCCAAGAGAACUCCAAAGCCAGAUAAGAAAAGCAAAGCAAAAGGUAGAAAAGAAAUAAACAGUCAAACUGAAGAUGUGAAUGGUGAAACUGUAGCAGUAGAUCAAACACUGUUUGCUUCAAAAAUAUCAAAAUCAUCAAAAUCCAUAAGCUUGGAUUUCCGCCUUUCCCGAGGCAUCGCACAGGUGAAUGAAGGAAGGUAUGACCAAGCAAUAUCCAUUUUUGAUCAGAUACUGCGAGAAACUCCAACAUAUCCAGAGGCACUGAUUGGAAGAGGAACAGCUUAUGCUUUUCAAAGAGAAUUGGAUUCUGCUAUUUCUGACUUCACCAAGGCUAUACAAUCAAAUCCAUCAGCUGGCGAGGCAUGGAAGCGGCGGGGACAAGCUCGUGCUGCUUUAGGAGAGUUCACCGAGGCUGUUGAAGACUUGACUAAAGCAUUGGAAUUUGAACCAAAUUCUCCUGAUAUUUUACAUGAAAGGGGAAUUGUGAACUUCAAAUUCAAGGACUACAAUGCCGCAUUCGAAGAUCUCUCAACAUGCGUGAAGCGUGACAAGAAAAACAGUUCUGCACACACUUACUUAGGUCUAACUCUUUCAGCACUUGGGGAGUACAAACGUGCUGAAGAUGAGCAUCUCAUUGGCAUAAAAUUUGAUGAGAAUUUUCUUGACAGUUGGGCUCACCUUUCUCAGCUUUAUCUCGAUAUAGGUUGUCCAGAGAAGAUGUUAAAUUGCAUCGAGAAAGUUCUUCAAAUUGAUGUGAGCUUUGGAAAAGCAUACCAUCUACGUGGAAUUCUCUACCAUGGAAUGGGUAGACAUAGGAGUGCUAUCAAAGAUCUGUCAGUUGCUUUGAAACAUGAGAGUUCAAAUAUAGAGUGCCUAUAUUUGCGUGCCUCUUGUCACCAUGCGAUUGGAGAGUACAAGGCCGCGAUAAAAGACUAUGAUGAUGUCCUUGACUUGGAGCUUGACUCCAUGGAUAAAUUUGUGCUACAAUGCCUGGCCUUCUAUCAGAAGGAAAUUGCUCUGUAUAUUGCUUCAAAGGCCAAUUUAGAGUUCUCUCAGUUUAACAUUGAUGAUGAUGUUGACCCACUGUUCAAGGAAUAUUGGUGCAAAAGACUACAUCCUAAAAAUGUGGCUGAAAAGGUUUAUCGCCAACCACCAUUACGGAUCUCAUUGAGAAGUGGGCGCCUUAACAAGCAAGACUUCAAAUUCACAAAGCAUCAAACAACUCUUAUCCUUGCUGCAGAUUCAAUUGGGAAGAAGAUACAAUAUAAUUGUCGUGGAUUCUUGCCAAAUCAACGCCAGUACCGAAUGGCUGGGCUGGCUGCUAUUGAGAUUGCCCAGAAAAUUUCCAAAGCAUGGCGCUUUCUGAGAAAUCCAAAGAAUAAUGCCAAGUUAGUUAGGAGAAGGGAUAAGCUUAACACGAGCCAGAACAGGGGAGGUUAUUGUAGCACCAGUACUUUGUCUGGAUCACCAACAUCCAGUCCAAAUGAAGACAGGGUUUCCUCUGGGAUCUCUCUCUCCUGGCAUGACGUUUAUAAUAUUGCUGUUAAAUGGAGACAAAUUUCUGAACCUUGUGAUCCAGUUGUUUGGAUCAAUAAGCUAAGUGAAGAGUUCAAUUCUGGAUUUGGUUCUCAUACCCCAAUGCUUCUUGGCCAAGCAAAAAUAAUUCGUUACUAUCCAUAUUACCAAAGAGUUUUGGAAGCUGCAAAGAAUAUCAUGCUUGACUUGAAAUAUGUCAAUAAUGCGGAGGAUCGUGCAAUCUUCCUUACUGAUAUUGAAAAGUUAAAAAAGAUAGAAGUUGCGACAUCAUGCUCAGAUUUGUACUAUAUAGUUGGUGAGACCUACUGGGUCUCUACUAGAUGUGACAGCAUUGCAUUUCGGGGGAGGCGUCUUGAAGGGACAAGGAUUACCACUCAAAACAUGGGCAAGACAGGGUUUGACUUUGCAAUACGGACGCCUUGUACACCAUCACGAUGGGAGGAAUAUGAUGAAGAAAUGACUGCAGCUUGGGAGGCUAUUUGUGAUGCAUAUUGUAGUGACACAAACCCCACUCGUGACCCUGAUACGCUUGAUGCUGUGAAGGCAGCAAUAUUACGAAUGACAUAUUAUUGGUACAACUUCAUGCCACUUUCAAGAGGUUCAGCUGUCGUUGGUUAUGUGGUGUUGCUUGGCUUAUUUCUGGCAGCAACCAUGGAUGUCACGGCUAGCAUCCCUCAGGGGACUCAGGUUGAUUGGGAGGCCAUUCUGUCUCCAGAUCCUGACACAUUUGUUGAUAAGAUCAAGCCCUGGCUGUAUCCAUCAAUAAAAGCAAGCAGGAACUUGAAAGAUUAUGCAGAUGUCAGUGCGGCAUUCAGCACCACAGGAUCGGUUGUAGCGGCCUUAACUUGUGUUGACACAUGAGUUGAUAGUGAUUUCAGCACAUAUUAUAGGUUGGCUGAGUUGUUAGCGUCUCUUGUUUCACCAUACCCAGAAACUGUUCAAACAACUUUGUCUAGAUUGUGGAAUGCUUUUUCAUAGAGCUGUAUACGUGUAUGUUGUAAUGUUGUUUGUUUGACAUAAUAAUGUCAUUCUUUUUUUUUCCCCUUGAACAAUGGCUUUGUAAUAAGUAUCAAUAAUUCAUGAAAUGUUUG